AUGGCAGCCCGCUUGGUGCGACGCUGCUGCUGGCGGCACUUGGGUGCCUUCGUCUCUGCUCCCUCGGCGGUCCCGGCCUCGCUGCUGGCGCCGGCUGGGAAGGUGACGAUGGCGAGAGCUCUGCUUCAAGCGCCUUUCGCUUCAUUUCAUACUCCGAGCCCUUCCGGCUGGGCGGACGGCUUCUCGGUCAGAGAGCAGGUGGAGGAGAGCCGAAACGCAGAGCAGAGAGUGGUGGGGGAGCUGAUAGAGACGGCCACAAGUCCCCAGGAACUCUUCCAGCUGAGCCAGCUCCACGUUCUCAACAGCAACGAGGCCUCGCUGAUAAUUACGCAGCUUUCCCGGCUCGUGGCGGAAAAAAAGCUGGAAAGGGAGAGCAUUCUGCGGGACGAACGGUUCCAGCAGCUCGUCGGCAUCACGGAUUCUCAGAUCUCUCAGGUGUGGAAUAACACCUUGGUGAACCUCCUGAAGAGCCUCUACUCCCUGGGGAUGGACAGCCACCGGAGGGAGAUGCAGUCGGUGGAGCAGGAGGUGCUGUGGCGGCUGCGGCGCCUCACCUUCAGGCAGCUGGCCUCCCUGGCCGAGUUCUUGGCAGUCAGGCAGGGGAAGGACAGCAGUCCACUGCUGAACGAAGUCAUCAAGAAGCUGGAGCUGCGGUGGACGGAGCUCGAGGGCACCCGAACCGUGGUGACGCUGAUGGGCAAGGUCGGGCAAGUCUCCCCGGCUCUGAUGGACCGGCUGGAGGACAAGGCUCUGGAACUUGCUGAACAGUUCAACCCCGAUGACAUCCGGAAAAUAACGCUGGCUCUGGCCUACCAGAACCGGCGCUGCGUGCCGCUGCUCCGAGCCCUCUCCUACCACCUGGUGCAGAAGCACUCCGAGCUCGGCCUCAGCAUCCUCCUGGACCUCAUUUUCGCCUACGGAAAACUGAAUUUCCACCAGCCCCAGGUCUUCCAGAAGAUAGCCACCGACCUGCACCCCCACGUUUCCGCCAUGAAGCCCGUUGAGGUGACGCGCUGCAUCCGAUCCUUCGCCCUCCUCAAGUGGCUCAGCCUGCCGCUGCUCGAGGCCAUUGCGCAGUAUGCCCUGGACAACACCAAGCAGCUCUCGGUCCCCAAUCUGUGCAGCAUCGUCCUGUCUUUCGCUCGCCUGAACUUCCAGCCCAGCGGAAGCGAGGACUUCUUCAACAUGGUCCACGAGGUUCUCCAGGGCCAGCUGGGCAGCCUGGAGCCUCACCUGCUGACCGACCUGGUGUGGUCUCUCUGCGUGCUGCAGCAGGCCAAGGCUCCCUACCUGCAGCGAGUGCUGGCGCCCGACUUCCACGCUCACAUCCGAGGUGAUCAGUCCCUCAAGGCCCACAACUUACGGCUGAAGCUCAUCCACAUCAACGCCACCGCCAAGCUGGAAAGCCCCGACUACCGGGGGCCGUUCCUGCCGGCGGAGAUGCUGAGCGCCGCGGAGCCGGCGUCGGAGAAGGGCACCCUGCUGCAGAGCAGCCUCACGCCCCUCUGCUUCCUCGUCGCCGCUGCCCGGUCUUGUUCCCACAGCUUUCCUCUGAAGGCAGAGCAGAAACCGAGCCCAGGGCACGGCUGCGGGUAG
This is a messenger RNA of Opisthocomus hoazin, 1596 nucleotides long. NCBI's taxonomy places the organism in Eukaryota, Metazoa, Chordata, Aves, Opisthocomiformes, Opisthocomidae. The record is from RefSeq and is a predicted model, not a curated record.